CAGUAUUCACUUUUCAUUAACCAUCGUCCAGCGCGGCAAUUCUAAGCAGUUCAGCAAAAAUGUUCAAGUUCUUCCUCGUUGCCGCUCUGGUACCAGCCAUGGCCAUGGCAUCCGUCAACUUCCGUGCCUGCCCGAACGGAGCCCCCACUCCAACCACGCUGACCGUGAAUGCGUGCUCCGGAGAUGAGUGUAUUCUGGUAGCCGGACAGCCCGUGAACGCCCGUGCCAGCGGUAUUGUCAGCCCGGUUGGAAGCGCUACCGCCACCGCUCACAUCGUUGCCCGUAUUGCCGGUCUGGAUAUCGGACUUGAAUUGCCCGCAGAGCUGGAGAAUGCCUGCGAGGUUGGAUUGGUCGGUGGUUGCCCUAUCGUGGCCGGAACUGCCUUCGAUUACGUUUUGUUCGACGAUAACCUGGAAGUACAGGGCCUUGACAUUCCCGUGGUAGUCGAAGUCGGUUUGACUGGUGACAAUGGCGUUCCCUUGGCAUGUGUCCUCUUCGAUGCUAGAAUUCAGUGAUUUUUUCUAUCGGAGAUAAUCAUCAAUAUGAGAAUAAAUUAGCUCUGUUUAA
Armigeres subalbatus is the source of this 567-nucleotide messenger RNA. RefSeq lists its product as uncharacterized. NCBI's taxonomy places the organism in Eukaryota, Metazoa, Arthropoda, Insecta, Diptera, Culicidae. The record is from RefSeq and is a predicted model, not a curated record. The coding region runs from base 60 to 515 and encodes 151 amino acids. The transcript is spliced from 2 exons.